This is a messenger RNA of Cucurbita pepo subsp. pepo (vegetable marrow), 1375 nucleotides long. Its product is annotated as 1-aminocyclopropane-1-carboxylate oxidase homolog 1. The record is from RefSeq and is a predicted model, not a curated record. NCBI's taxonomy places the organism in Eukaryota, Viridiplantae, Streptophyta, Magnoliopsida, Cucurbitales, Cucurbitaceae.
AUGGACUAUUUUAUCAACGUUAAAGACCUAAAUUACUUUAACCACUUAAGGCGUUCCUUCGAUUCAAGCCCAGAGAUCGGCUAUGGCGGUCGCAGCCUCAACAGUCAACGGAUUCAGCCUCACUCCGGUAUCCAAAGCCGACGAAAACUACCACAGACCCACUGACCUUAAAGCUUUCGACGACACGAAAGCCGGCGUCAAAGGCUUAGUCGACGCCGGAAUCACCGAAAUUCCACGUAUCUUUUACAGCCCACCGGAGGAUUUUAACUCCGAUGAUGUUUCCAGCGAAACCCAAAUCCAUAUACCAGUGAUUGACCUCGACCUUAUCGACAAAUCCACCGUCGACAGAGUCAGAGAAGCUUCAGAGAAAUUGGGUUUUUUCCAGUUGAUUAACCAUGGGAUUCCGGUGGACGUUCUUGAAGAGAUGAAAGAUGCAGUUCGGAGAUUUAACGAACAAGAAACAGAAUCAAGGAAACAAUAUUACACUCGUGACCUCACGAUGCCUUUGAUUUACAACAGUAAUUUCGAUCUGUACUCUGCUACGACCACCAAUUGGAGGGAUACAUUUGGGUAUAUAAGUGCCCCAAAUCUCCACAAUCCGGCAAGCCUGCCGGAAAUUUGCAGGGAUAUUCUAGUGGAUUACUCGAAACGAGUGAUGGAGGUUGGGAAAUUACUGUUUGAAUUGCUGUCGGAAGCUCUGGGCCUGAACCCAAAUUAUUUGAACGAUAUAGACUGCAACGAAGGGCUUGCACUUGUAUGCCACUAUUACCCACCAUGCCCACAGCCGAAUUUGGCCAUCGGCACAUCGGAGCACACUGACAAUGACUUCAUCACUGUGCUAUUGCAAGACCACAUCGGCGGCCUACAGAUUCGGUAUGAGAACAAGUGGGUCGACGUGCCCCCGGUCGCCGGAGCUUUAGUCGUGAACAUCGGAGAUCUUAUGCAGCUAAUAACGAAUGACAAAUUCAAAAGCGUGAAGCACAGGGUUCUUGCAAACAAGGAGGGGCCGCGAGUGUCAGUGGCUGGAGUCUUUUCGACGCUUUCUUUUCCAAACUCGAAAUUGUAUGGACCCAUCAAGGAGUUGUUGAGUGAAGAUAAUCCUGCAAUAUACAGAGAAACCACUGUCAGAGACUUUAGUAUCCAGUUUCGUUCAGUUGGCCUUGGAACUUCUACUUUGCAGCAUUUCAAGCUGAGUGAAGCAGAUGCUUAAUUCUGGGUGUUCUCUGGUUGAUUGAACUUCUAAUCGUAAUCAUAAUCGUAAUCGUAAAUCUCUGUAGCUCAAAAACUAAAUCGAAGCUUGUUCCGAUGACACACCGUCGAUGUAAGAUUGUAAGCUGAAUAUGAAUAAAUUAAGACUUAGCUUGAUAUUAUAAAA